AUGCUUAGUCCAAAAAAAACCAGAUUCCGUAAACAACAUAGAGGAAGAAUGAAAGGAAUAUCCUCUCGAGGUAAUCAUAUUUGCUUCGGUAGAUAUGCUCUUCAAGCACUUGAACCCACUUGGAUCACAUCUAGACAAAUAGAAGCAGGGCGGCGAGCAAUGUCACGAAAUGCCCGCCGCGGUGGAAAAAUAUGGGUACGCAUAUUUCCAGACAAGCCGGUUACAGUAAGACCUACAGAGACACGUAUGGGGUCAGGAAAAGGAUCUCCCGAAUAUUGGGUAGCUGUCGUUAAACCCGGUAGAAUACUUUAUGAAAUGGGCGGAGUCACAGAAAAUAUAGCCAGAAAGGCUAUUACAAUAGCAGCAUCCAAAAUGCCUAUACGAACUCAAUUCAUUAUUUCGGCAUAA
Molecule: messenger RNA, 408 nt
Organism: Prosopis cineraria
Lineage: Eukaryota; Viridiplantae; Streptophyta; Magnoliopsida; Fabales; Fabaceae
Source: the annotation of a RefSeq genome assembly